AACCCCAGGCCAAUGCCAAGUCCAAUUAUGCCUGUGGAUGUGGCAAUGAGAAUUUGUCUGGCACAUUCGCCGCCUCUUCGCAGUUUCCUCAGUUCAUAUGAGGUCUGCAAGUCCAGGAGCCUAGUCAACCAGUACAAACCUCUGAGAUCCUGCAUCAGCACCAAGACAGAUGUGGACACUGAUAAUAUAGGAUGGAAGAGUCCCGAGACCAAAAACAAAAAGAAAGUGGUUUUUGCUGACUCCAAAGGCAUGUCUCUGACAGCAGUCUAUGUAUUCAAGGAAUUCGAGGAAGACCCCAUGUUAGACCUGCCGUUCGAAUUAUCAGACUUGGAGGACGCCAUUGUGGGCCUGAAAGCGGAGGAGGAGAAGAAUUUGAUUUUGGAUUUCCCUCAGCCUGCUGCAGACUACUUGGACUUUCGGAACCGUCUAAAGAAGAGCCUGGUAUGCUUGGAAAACUGCAUAAUUCAAGAGAGAUCGCUCACCGGCACAGUCAAAGUGAGCAACGUAAGCUUUGAGAAAAUGGUCCAUAUGCGAAUAACAUUUGAUUCAUGGAAAAGCUACGCUGAUAUUCCUUGUACAUACAUGAAUAAUGUUUAUGGUUGUGAGGACGUUGACGCUUUCUCGUUUUCCAUCGACCUUCCAAGUUUUGUGCCCCCACAAGAGCAGGUGGAGUUCUGCAUAUCCUACAAAACUCAUGAUACCACAUACUGGGACAAUAACGACGGGAAAAAUUACAAGCUGGUACAUGCAGAGAAUGACCCCAGCCAGACCAGUGUAACCCAACAGACGGCAACAGAUUUCAAGAAUCAAGGCAAACAGCCAGAGAUGGAAUAUGAUCAAUUUGGGAGCCCGAGAACGUCUAGUGGAUUCUUCCCCGAGUGGCAGAGUUGGGGUCAUAUUGAGAACAACACCCCCUACUGGUGACAGUUCAAGACCCCUGAUGAACUUGAAGUAAAUGUUGUAACAAGGACAAAUGCAAAUGGUUUCAGAAUUUACUUUUGAAAAGUCUGAAGAGUAGAAAUUAGCAAUGAUAUCCUCAAAAGAAAACACUUUUGGCCAUGUGUGGCCAUCUUUUAUACUGUCCAAAUUAAUUCAAUGUUGGUGUAUGAUUUUGAGAUACACAUUUAGUUUAAAAUUAUAAGUUUGGGCUCUAUGCAACUUUGAGACUAACCAUGUUAACCGUAUGGAAGUUACUCAGAAUGAAAAAUGUUGGUUUAUGUAAUUUUCUAAUAUUUCUAGCACACUACGUACACUAUUUUGUAGAUCUGACAUGGGGUAAACCAAUAAUUUUCAUAACAUAGAUGCCUUCCUUUGUGUUAUUCUGUAAUUAACUGUUAUGCAAAGGCAUUGUUUUGGAUAUCUUUCCAAAUGUCCUUGAAUGAAGCGAACAACUAGCAUUUGCUCUGAAAUAGAUUCUGCAACAUACUAUUUUCUGCAACAUAUUACCUUGAAGGGUAAUAAUUUUAUAAUUAUUCUAUCUAAAGUCACUGAAUUUUGGGAAUCCUGCUUUUGAAAUGUGACUGGACGUUAAUAAUGUAAGUCAUCUUUAAAGGGAUAGUUCAACCAAAAAUUAAAGUUCUGUAAUUUAUUCAACCUCCAAACAUGUAUGCAUUUCCGUUAUUUUAACACAAUAGAAGAUAUUGAAUAAAAUGUAUCUGUUUUUUUUUUUUUGGCCAUAUAAUGAAAGUAAAUGUUGUUAUGGACCCCACUGACUUUUAUUGUAUGGACAAAACAGUUCUUCAAAUGAUGUUCUCCAGUGUUCCACUGAAGAAAAAGUUGUUGAAGUUUAAUACCACGUGAGGGUGAUUAAAAGAUGACAGAAUUUCAAUUUUGAGUGAAUUGUCCCUUUAACAGCAGUGCAUAAAAUGUGUGUAAUUUUCGGAUUAUGGAAUAAUCUGGUACAAUAUGAGAUUGCUUCAUAUUGAAGUUUUUGCAUCUCAUUUGAUAGUACCAGUUUAUCUGUCUUUUUCUAAUGAAUGCACUAAGCGUGACACACUAUAAGGGAGUCCAUGAGAGAUAAUAAUGCCCAUUAAAUGCUAAAUCCUUGCUGUUGCACUUCCGAUUUUUCCUACGUCUGUUCUACUUUUGCUGCACUUUCCUACAACAAUUUUUUCCUACAACAUAUUUGCUGCUAUGGUGCUAUUGUGUGUGGCUGUGUGUGCUGCAUUCUGAUUUAUGACCCAUGGUGUGUGGAAACUCUCCAGUGUUAUUUGGAGGAUAAAAGAUGAGGGAUUUGGACGUAACUUUACGAAGGUCAUAGUAAGUCAGGUAGAGUGGCUAAAGAGAGUGAUAAUAUUGAAUGAGAUUGUUGCUUUUUUCCUGAUUUUUUUUUCCUCUUCCGCUACAAUAGAAAAACAGGUUGAGGCUUUGAACGAAAGUGAUUGUAGACUGUGAUGAACCGUGAGCUGCUGUAAUUGCGGAGAAGGAUCAUGUAGGUUGAAUGUAAAAAGGGGCCUACACAAGCCACAGUGUAUGCCUACAUAUUUUUCUACUGCAAAGAAAGAUGUUUGUUUAAAAGAAUCUUGUACUAUACUCUGUGUUCCUGUUAGAAAUAAAUUCUAAUGUU
Sinocyclocheilus anshuiensis is the source of this 2566-nucleotide messenger RNA. Its product is annotated as protein phosphatase 1 regulatory subunit 3C-B-like. Gene Ontology annotation, molecular function: glycogen binding; protein phosphatase 1 binding. The record is from RefSeq and is a predicted model, not a curated record. The coding region runs from base 13 to 924 and encodes 303 amino acids. The transcript has a single exon. Gene Ontology annotation, biological process: regulation of glycogen biosynthetic process. Gene Ontology annotation, cellular component: protein phosphatase type 1 complex. NCBI's taxonomy places the organism in Eukaryota, Metazoa, Chordata, Actinopteri, Cypriniformes, Cyprinidae.